Hemiscyllium ocellatum (epaulette shark) is the source of this 1319-nucleotide messenger RNA. RefSeq names its product transcription elongation factor A (SII), 1 (gene tcea1). The record is from RefSeq and is a predicted model, not a curated record. NCBI's taxonomy places the organism in Eukaryota, Metazoa, Chordata, Chondrichthyes, Orectolobiformes, Hemiscylliidae. The transcript has 10 exons. Gene Ontology annotation, molecular function: nucleic acid binding; zinc ion binding. Gene Ontology annotation, biological process: transcription elongation by RNA polymerase II; positive regulation of transcription by RNA polymerase II; DNA-templated transcription. Bases 105 to 1022 code for a protein of 305 amino acids. Gene Ontology annotation, cellular component: nucleus.
CUUUCAGUGUUCGGCGCUUGCGGCUGCGUGUCAGAAGAGCUGUGCACGGACUUUAAGUGAGGGUGCCGGAGGAAAAACAAAACCCUUGCAAAAGAAUCAGCACGAUGAGUAAAAAGGAGGAGGAUGAUAUUGUCCGAAUUGCGAAAAAGAUGGAUAAGAUGGUGUCGAAGAAAAGCACGGUGGGCGCCAUGGACUUGCUGAAGGAAUUAAAGAGCAUUCCCAUGACUUUGGAAUUAUUGCAGUCCACCAGAAUUGGAAUGUCUGUAAAUGCCAUCAGAAAGCAGAGUAAAGAGGAUGAUGUCAUAUCUUUGGCAAAAUCUCUUAUUAAAUCCUGGAAGAAACUUUUGGAUGGCCCAUCAACUGACAAACCCUCAGAAGAGAAGAAAAGGGAUUCGGUGUCCUUGGCACAAAACAGUCCAGAAGCAAAAGAAGAAAGUUCAGGAAGCAAUUCCAGUAAUCCCCAUGAAGCAUUCUAUACUCCGUCGCCAUUUCAACUAAAAAGUUAUCCUCAGGCUCCUUUCACCACAGAUUCGGUGCGGAUCAAAUGUAGAGAAAUGUUAGCCGCUGCAAUGAAAACAGAUGGUGAUUACAUAGCCAUUGGCUCAGAUUGUGAUGAACUUGGAGCUCAAAUUGAGGAAAGUGUGUACCAGGAAUUUAAAAACACAGAUAUGAAAUAUAAAAACAGAGUGAGGAGCAGAAUUGCAAAUCUGAAAGAUUCAAAAAACCCUAAUCUGAGGAGGAAUGUCCUGUGUGGAAAUAUAGCACCAGACAGAUUAGCAAAAAUGACUGCAGAGGAAAUGGCUAGUGAUGAGCUUAAAGAAAUGCGAAAAGCCUUGACCAAGGAAGCCAUUCGAGAACAUCAAAUGGCUAAGACUGGUGGUACUGAAACUGACUUAUUCACAUGUGGCAAAUGUAAGAAGAAGAACUGUACCUAUACACAGGUUCAAACUCGUAGUGCUGAUGAACCAAUGACCACAUUUGUCGUAUGCAAUAACUGCGGAAAUAGAUGGAAGUUCUGUUGAGAUGCUGAAGAAACUUCAGAAGAGAACAUGUUGGACCAGAGCUUGAUGAACUUCGAUUUCUAAUUAGUUGUGUAAAUCAAAGUUAAAACUUCAAUGAGGAUAUUUGUAGAACAAUACAUCCCUGUGGCAGAUUUUUUUUGUAUAAAUAUAGUUUCCUCAAAAACAUUCUAACUGUGUAUUCUGUGCAGAAUAGAUCCUUGAAACAAAAAAAAACUCAUGCUUGUAAAAGCAGGCAGCAUCUAAAUGUAUGAAAAGUUUCUUUUUAUAUGUAGUUUGACAUUAAAGUUUUAAAACUUG